GAAAGGACCCGGAGAGGGAUUGACCUUUUUGCAGCUGUUUCUGUCUGAGUUACAGUAUAAACAAGAAAUAAUAAAUAUAUUACUGCGUGUUGCUGCUCUUCCUCUCAGGCUGUCGGAGAGAUGAAGCUCCUGAAGCUGCUUCUGCUGCUCUGUGUCCUCGUUCUGUGUCUGGACGAAGGCCUCGGCAAAGAAAAAUCAGCUAAGAAGGGCAAGAAGAAAGGAAAGCAGGUCUACUGCCCGUCGCAGCUCUCCUCAGAAGACCUCGCCCGGGUUCCUGCUAACUCCACGAGUAACAUCCUAAACCGGCUCCUGAUCAGCUACGACCCGAGAAUCCGCCCGAACUUCAAGGGAACGCCUGUGGAGGAUCGUGUCAACAUCUUCAUCAACAGCUUUGGGUCCAUUCAGGAAACCACCAUGGAUUAUCGCGUGAACAUUUUCCUGCGUCAGCGCUGGAACGAUCCGCGUCUCCGGCUUCCUCAGGACUUUAAAUCAGAGUCUCUGACCGUCGACCCGAAGAUGUUUAAGUGUUUGUGGAAACCCGAUCUGUUCUUCGCCAACGAGAAGAGCGCCAACUUCCACGACGUCACACAGGAGAACAUCCUGCUCUUCAUCUUCCGGAACGGAGAUGUCCUCAUCAGCAUGAGGUUAUCAGUGACUCUCUCGUGUCCUCUCGACCUGACGCUUUUCCCCAUGGACACUCAGAGAUGCAAGAUGCAACUGGAGAGCUUUGGCUACACCACAGAUGACCUGCAGUUUAUGUGGCAGUCUGGAGAUCCAGUACAGAUGGAGGAAAUCGCUCUGCCGCAGUUCGAUAUCAGACAGGAGGACAUCGAGUACGGAAACUGCACUAAAUUUUACGCAGGAACCGGUUACUACACGUGUGUGGAGGUGAUCUUCACCCUCAGGAGGCAGGUGGGCUUCUACAUGAUGGGCGUGUACGCUCCUACGCUGCUCAUCGUCGUGCUCUCCUGGCUCUCCUUCUGGAUAAAUCCGGAUGCUAGCGCUGCCCGGGUUCCUCUGGGGAUCCUGUCGGUUCUCUCGCUGUCCUCAGAGUGCACCUCUCUGGCCUCGGAGCUGCCCAAGGUAUCGUAUGUGAAGGCGAUUGAUAUCUGGCUGAUUGCGUGUUUGCUGUUUGGCUUCGCGUCACUGGUGGAGUACGCCGUGGUGCAGGUGAUGCUCAACAGCCCCAAACGCCUCGAGGCCGAGAAGGCGAAGAUUGCGAGCCGAGAGAAAGCGGAGAAUAGAGUGGCAACUAAAUUGAACAGUCUGAACGGAGCCGGAGGAACACCGCUACACAUCAGCACUCUACAGGUGACAGAGACGCGCUGUAAGAAGGUUUGCACGUCGAAGUCAGAUCUGCGUUCGAGUGACUUCAGCAUCGUCGGUUCUCUGCCGCGGGACUUCGAGCUCUCGAACUUUGACUGCUACGGGAAGCCGAUCAGCGUGGGAAACACGGCGGGAAAAACGCAGGCAAAGAACAACAAGAAACCUCCUCCGGCCAAACCGGUCAUCCCCUCCGCCGCCAAACGCAUCGACCUGUACGCACGCGCCCUCUUCCCCUUCACCUUCCUCUUCUUCAACAUCAUCUACUGGUCUGUUUACCUGUGACCCUCCUCCAUCACUCCAUCACUGCAUUACUCCAUCACUUCAUCCCUCCAUCACUUCAUCCCUCCAUCAUUUCAUCACUCCAUCUCUCCAUCACUCCAUCCCCCAUCACUCCAUCACUUCAUCACUCCAUCCCUCCAUCACUUCAUCACUCCAUCCCUCCAUCAUUUCAUCACUCCAUCUCUCCAUCACUUCAUCCCCCAUCACUCCAUCACUCCAUCACUUCAUCACUCCAUCCCUCCAUCACUUCAUCACUCCAUCCCUCCAUCAUUUCAUCACUCCAUCUCUCCAUCACUUCAUCCCCCAUCACUUCAUCACUCCAUCCCUCCAUCACUCUAUCCCCCAUCACUCCAUCCCCCAUCACUCCAUCCCCCAUCACUCCAUCAGUCUAUCACUCCAUCACUCCAUCACUCCAUCUCCAUCACUCCAUCACUCCAUCUCCAUCACUCCAUCACUCCAUCUGCCACCCAUCUCCAUCCGUCUGUCUCGAUCCUCAGGCAUCAAACAGAACAGUUCCACACACACACACACACUCACACACACACACACACACACACACACACUCUCGUGUACAGAGAUGAUAUGAAAAAAGAGCGCUUAGGGAAGAUUACACUAAUAUUAUAAUCACUAUUUUAGAGUUGUUUUAAUGUAAAUACACAAAGAUGUUUUUAUUUCUCAUAGACUAAAUUUUAUUUAUUUAUUUAUAUAUUUAUUUUCUUUAUUAUGAUUCAUUUAUGCUAAUCUAUUUAACGUCUACACAGUUAUUAUGGAAAAGCAAUUAUUAUCGUGCAUGUGUUAAAUGUAUGAUAUAAAUAUUAAUAUAAUGAUAUCUUUCUGCUUCUGAUGAUUAUUUUUGGAUCUCCGCAUCAGAUGAUGAUGAUGAUGAUGAUGAU
Messenger RNA from Ictalurus furcatus (blue catfish), 2498 nucleotides. RefSeq names its product glycine receptor, beta b (gene glrbb). The coding region runs from base 121 to 1608 and encodes 495 amino acids. The record is from RefSeq and is a predicted model, not a curated record. The transcript is spliced from 9 exons. NCBI's taxonomy places the organism in Eukaryota, Metazoa, Chordata, Actinopteri, Siluriformes, Ictaluridae. Gene Ontology annotation, biological process: chloride transmembrane transport; chemical synaptic transmission; regulation of membrane potential. Gene Ontology annotation, cellular component: synapse; postsynaptic membrane; neuron projection. Gene Ontology annotation, molecular function: transmembrane signaling receptor activity; extracellularly glycine-gated chloride channel activity; neurotransmitter receptor activity.